Messenger RNA from Rhizophagus irregularis DAOM 181602=DAOM 197198, 777 nucleotides. RefSeq lists its product as uncharacterized. Lineage: Eukaryota; Fungi; Glomeromycota; Glomeromycetes; Glomerales; Glomeraceae. The record is from RefSeq and is a predicted model, not a curated record.
AUUUGAUUAAAUUUUUAAUCCUCAGUUAUUUCAUUGUCACAGUAAUCGCUCAAGUUACUAUCCCCGUUUUACCAGAUGAUACCAAAAAUUAUAUGGUUACUGGUGGAAAUGGUGUAAAGAUUUUUGUAGAAGAAAAAGGAGAUCCAACGAAAGUCACAAUGGUGUUCUGCGCUCCAAUAAUGUCAUCACGUAUUAGCUGGGAGGUGCAAUUUAAUGAUCCAUCGCUUAAUGGAAAUUUUCAUCUUAUUAGAUAUGAUUAUCGAGGAACCGGUAGAAGUGAUAAACCAAAAGACGUUAAUGCGUAUAGUACCGACUUACAUGUUUUAGACCUUAACGCCGUAAUAGAUAGUGUAAAAUCUAAGAAAAUAAUUUUAGUUGGUGCGUCUAUUGGAUCGUUAGUUUCCAUUGGAUCUAUGAAAACUGAGAAAGUUGCUGGAUUUAUAUCAGUAUCUGGAAUUUUCAAUGGAGACAUCCCAUUUUUUACUAAUGCUACUGAACCAUCGGAUGACUAUCAAACAGCUAUUGAUACACUUAGGGGAGCUUUUGCCUUUCUCACUGCUAAACCUUUGUCCGAUCAAUUCAGUUCAUUUUUGUUUGGUCAAAUUUCUCAAACGAGUCCUGAAUUCCGUCAUAAUAAAAGUCCAAUUCCUGAUUUUGGCAGUAUUUUUAGUAAUUUAAAUGUUCCAACAUUAUUUCUUAUCGGUGAUAAAGAUGCCAUAGUUCCAGCUAACUAUAGUCAAAAGUUUGUAAGUCUUGCGAAAAAUGGGCAAAAAAUAA